Molecule: messenger RNA, 3808 nt
Organism: Cavia porcellus (domestic guinea pig)
Lineage: Eukaryota; Metazoa; Chordata; Mammalia; Rodentia; Caviidae
Gene: Txk
Product: TXK tyrosine kinase
Exons: 16
Coding region: 1620-3236 (538 amino acids)
Biological process (GO): adaptive immune response; T cell receptor signaling pathway; protein phosphorylation
Cellular component (GO): plasma membrane
Molecular function (GO): non-membrane spanning protein tyrosine kinase activity; ATP binding; protein binding
Source: RefSeq, a predicted model, not a curated record
AUGUAGACAUGUCUGGGUAUUCCUUCCCAGCCUCAGUCCCCGUGGGGCCUGUGUUGGGGAUACAUGACCCUGCCAUGGUGGCCACAGCCAAGUGGAAUCAGGUGAAAAUUUGAAAGUGGGAAUGAGUUGGUUCCUAAGUCUUACGACCUUGCUCCAGGGUGCUGAUCCUCUGAUUGGAGAUGCUGGGCCCUGGAAAAGGCUCAGGUGAUGUUCUUGAAGAUCUCCCCCACCUCCAGUGGGACACCUGGGGAAGCUCGAGCUGCUGCAGAGUAUAGGGAGCUCUCGAGGGAGUUAGAGGUGGUCUGAGCUGUCCCCUAUGGAUUUCAUAGGGCCAGGUUGCCCUUGGCUUCCUGGCUCAGCGAGACUGUCACUCACAGCUUCCCCUUUUGUGUGAGGGUAGUUCUCUCCCUUAUCCACCCCUACAACACCAACUGAAUCGGAGGCUCCCUCUGUCCUCAUGAGCCCUGUGGAGAAGAUCCACCCUGAUGUACCAGUAGCAGAAACAAUGCCAAUGCACUUUUGGGUAUUUGUUGGGGUAGAAGCUGAGGAACACACCACACCUUCCUUCGGGAGCUCUGACCUCUGGGGAUCACCGUGGUCUGUCAGUGCUCACUGUGAAGCUUUUGAUGAACAUGCAGGAUGGAGCUGGCUGCUCUGAGUAACUCUUCACCGUGACCCUGCAGAUAUGUCUUUUUCAUCUGGAAUCAAGUUUUAUAGCUAAGGCAAAAGAUGAAAUAAAAAAGACAGAAGUAUCCACCCAGAAUGCUACAAAAGAGCUUGACCUACAAGGCAAGAAAUAGCAGGGGCGAGGUGAAUAUGCCGUGUCUUCACUGGAGUUGCCCCUUCAUUAGUUAAGCUUUGGUUGUGUUUUCCAGUAGGACAAAGUAAAACUACUGCAUUUUGUGUUGUUGAUACUGUUUUCAUAUUUCUCAGCUGUGCCUAAGUCACUUAAAAGUGUAGCCAGUUUUUAAGUGUAUCAUGAGGUUGGCUCCACUUGCAGAGAAAACCUGAAAUGUCAAGCCUGAGUCCUGGGGAAGAACUUGAUAUUAUAAAGCCUAGAACCCAGUUGUUUCUGUUAGCAGCCUGUAAGUUUGGGCCAAGUCCUUUAUCCUGUCUGCUCCUUUCUUUCAUUAUCUGUCCGGAAAGGGCAGUUUGACUUGAGGAUUUUAAGACUCUGUUUACAAAAGUGUUGUGAUUUCUUGAAAAUGUUGUUUGUAGUCUCCACCCACACGUAUGGGAAGGAGGAAAUAAUAGCAAUCACCCUCAGGAUGCAGAUGAUUGAACUUUCUUAUGUAGGCCGUGAGGCUGUCAUUCACAUGCUUUGAGGUUUUCAGAAUAGAAAAAUAGGUGGGGUUAACUUUGCACGUGAGAAAUGUCUGGGGCGAACAAUGAUUUCAGUUAAAAGAUGUGUUUUCGUGAGCAGAGCCCAGCUGAGGAAUUGAACUGUCUUGUGUGGCCCAGUGGAAAGAUAACCAUGAUCCUGUCCACCUUGGUUAAUGGAUAGUGGUUUCAGAUGGAAGUUUGAUUAUACAGACAUCACCUUGAUCACAGUGAAGGCGGGCAUGGUCAAGACAGUUCACGUCCGGGACUGAGGACUCUGUUUGGGGACAGUAUCUCCAAUGUGGCGGACUUACGUCUUCCAAACCGUGAGAAUGACCCGCUUUGCAAAUAACACCUUCCAGGCCAUUUUCUGUUGCUGCUGCUGCUGCUCGGCACAGAAGCGACAAGCGAGGACAGGAAUAACCCUGAGCCAAGAUGAAGUACCUUCAGAAAAAUGUACCCAGCAUCACAGGCCGUGGUUCAGCGAGCUGUCAAGUAAGAAGCAAUCCAGCAGGGGCCACGCGCAGCCCUCGAAGCGCAAGCCCCUGCCGCCGCUCCCCGCCUCCGCGCUGGCCGAGGAGAAGAUCCGCGUCAAGGCGCUGUUCGACUUUCAGCCCCGAGAACCCUGCGACUUGGCGCUGCGGAGAGCCGAGGAGUACCUGGUGCUGGAGAAGCGCGACCCCCACUGGUGGAAGGCCCGGGACCGGUUAGGGAAUGAAGGCUUAAUUCCAAGCAAUUAUGUGACUGAAAACAAACUCACCAAUUUAGCAAUAUAUGAAUGGUACCAUAGAAACAUUACCAGAAAUCAAGCAGAACAUCUAUUAAGACAAGAGGCUAAAGAAGGUGCUUUUAUUGUCAGAGAUUCAAGACAUUUGGGGUCCUACACAAUUUCUGUCUUCAUCAGAGCCAGGAGAAGUACAGAGGCUACAAUAAAACAUUAUCAGAUUAAAAAGAAUGAGUCGGGACAGUGGUAUGUGGCUGAGAGACACUUCUUUCCAACAGUUCCUGAAUUGAUCUGGUAUCACCAACACAACGCGGCUGGUCUGUUGACCCGUCUUCGCUACCCAGUUGGGCUGAUGGGCAGUUGUUUACCGGCCACAGCGGGCUUUAGCUACGAAAAGUGGGAGAUCAACCCAUCUGAGUUGGCUUUCGUCAAGGAGAUCGGCAGCGGUCAGUUUGGGGUGGUCCAUCUAGGUGAAUGGCGAGCUCAUGUCAGUGUUGCUAUCAAGGCCAUCAAUGAAGGCUCCAUGUCUGAGGAAGAUUUCAUUGAGGAGGCGAAAGUGAUGAUGAACCUGUCACACUCAAGACUAGUUCAGCUCUAUGGGGUGUGUAUACAGCAGAAGCCCCUUUAUAUUGUGACAGAAUUCAUGGAGAAUGGGUGCCUGCUCAACUACCUCAGGGACAGAAAAGGAACCCUUGGGAAGGAAAUGCUGUUGAGCAUGUGCCAGGACAUAUGUGAAGGAAUGGAAUACCUGGAGAGGAACUGCUAUAUUCACAGAGAUCUGGCAGCAAGGAAUUGUUUGGUUAGCUCUACAUGUAUAGUAAAAAUUUCAGACUUUGGCAUGACAAGGUAUGUCUUGGAUGAUGAAUAUAUCAGUUCUUCUGGUGCUAAGUUCCCAAUCAAGUGGUCCCCUCCUGAAGUUUUUCAUUUUAACAAAUACAGCAGUAAAUCAGAUGUCUGGUCAUUUGGAGUUUUAAUGUGGGAGGUUUUUACAGAAGGAAAAAUGCCUUUUGAAAACAAGUCAAAUCUGGAGGUCGUGGAAGCCAUUUCUAAAGGUUUCCGGCUCUAUCGUCCUUGCUUGGCACCCAUGUGCGUCUACGAAGCCAUGUACAGCUGCUGGCAUGAAAGCCCUCAAGGCCGCCCCACAUUCACCGAGCUGCUGCAGGGUCUCACAGAGAUCGCAGAAACCUGGUAACCUGGAGAGGGAGGCCAACCCCAGGAACCCGCAGCAGAGCUGUCACUGUCGCUGCAGGAAGUCAUGGGCGGCACUGCUGAGGAGGAACAUCUUCUUUUCGAUGCAGUCUUCUUGGAAACAAUACAGAGAUCACAGCCUUUUCAAACUGCUUAAAUUUGAGAAUACUCUGGCAAUAGUUUUUCUGCAUGUGUGAGAGGAAUUUCAAAACAUGUAUCUUUCUGUAAUAUUUUUCAUGUCCUCUCCGUGAAGAUGGGGAAAGGCUGGAAGGCAGCCUUUGUGGGGCAGGCCAGAGCCCUUGAAGGUGCAGGAAUGCCCUCCUCUUCACAAGCCCAAGGGAACUUCUGUCUCCAAAAAGAGUGAUGUUCACUAAUUCAGCAAAUCAUGCACAGGAGUGGAAGGAGUCGCACCCAGCUCAUAGCAUAAAGGAGCCUCGCGGCAGAGUUGCACGCUUUGGGGUUAUCUGGAGCCUUAGAGGAAACACGUCUUUAAGAACCACAUGAAUGUGAGCAUUCUGGGAAUGCCUUUUGUAAAUCUUUACAUGUUAUUUAAUAAACUUUUUUUCACAUAUCAGA